Messenger RNA from Stomoxys calcitrans (stable fly), 1287 nucleotides. RefSeq names its product zinc carboxypeptidase. Bases 1 to 1287 code for a protein of 428 amino acids. The transcript is spliced from 5 exons. The record is from RefSeq and is a predicted model, not a curated record. Gene Ontology annotation, molecular function: zinc ion binding; metallocarboxypeptidase activity. NCBI's taxonomy places the organism in Eukaryota, Metazoa, Arthropoda, Insecta, Diptera, Muscidae. Gene Ontology annotation, biological process: proteolysis.
AUGAAAUCUUUGUGGUCGGUUGCAUUUCUAGUGUUACUCGCCAAUUCGGUUUAUUUAUAUCCUGCCGAUGGUAACAUUUCCUACAAAGGCUACAAGGUCUAUAAAUUGCAAAUUCAAAAUGCAGAACAACGAGCUUUCUUGCUUGAUUUCGCAAAGUCCAACGGAUCCAAGAUAAGCAUUUGGCAGGAAGACACAAUGACUAUGGAUGUAUUAGUGGAUCCUCAGAUGCAGAUUCAUUUCAAAAAUUAUAUCCAAGCAAAAAAUAUUGACAGUAGAGAGAUGAUAUCCGAUUUGCAAAGCCUAAUUGAUGAGGAAAAUGGUCAAGGGGCGACUAAAUCUGAUGAAUUCAGUUGGACACGCUACCACGAGCUUGAGGAUAUCUACAAGUUUUUGGAUGAUAUGUUAAGCAAAUAUCCCUUGGUAACAGAAGCAUUCACUAUUGCUCAAUCUUAUGAGGGUCAAAUUGUCAGAGGGAUAAAAAUUUCUUUUAAAUCAGGCAACCCCGGUAUAUUCAUCGAGUCAAAUAUUCAUGCCCGUGAGUGGAUAACCUCGGCCACAGCCACCUGGUUUAUCUAUGAGCUAUUAACAUCCCACGAUCUGGAAGUGAGGAAUUUGGCAGAAAACUAUGAUUGGUACAUUGUGCCGGUAUUAAAUGUGGAUGGUUUUAUCUACACCCACAAAAAGGAUCGGUUGUGGCGAAAAACUCGUCAACCUGUGGCACACUCUGACUGCAUUGGUACCGACGGCAAUCGUAAUUUUGACUCCUUGUGGAUGGUUAAUGGUGCAUCGUCAAAUCCCUGCGACCAGGAUUAUGCAGGACCAGCAGCAAACUCUGAGCCCGAAAUUAAAGGAGAGUCUGAAUUUUUGCUAGCAAAUAAGGAUAAGCUGAACAUACUUUUGGCUUUCCAUAGUUAUUCGCAAAUGUUGUUAUCUCCAUACGGCCACAGCCGUGACGAAGUACCACCAAAUUUUGAUGAUCUUAUGCAGGUUGCAGAAGCAUAUGCGAAAGCGGUAGGCAGCUUACACUAUGAGAGUCAGUACACCUACGGUACAUCUGGAGGGGCUAUGUAUCUUGCUCCAGGUGCAACUUUAGAUUAUGCCUACAACGAAGCGGACAUUCAAAUAACCUAUACUAUUGAAAUGCGUGACACGGGCAGACACGGAUUUGUUCUACCACCAGCGCACAUUUUGCCCAAUUGUGCAGAAACCAUGGCUGGUAUUGUGGCCCUGGUCAAGGAAGCUGAUCGUUUGGGCUACAUGCAACCUAAAUAUAAAGCUAUUAAUUGA